GAGAAGCCGUAUUCCUGUCCUGAGUGCGGGAAAUGUUUUUCAAGUAAGUCCAAUCUUUACAAACAUCAGAGAUCUCACACAGGGGAGAAGCCGUAUUCCUGUCCUGAGUGUGGGAAAUGUUUUUUCACAGAAGUCCAUCUUUACACACAUCAGAGAUCUCACACGGGGGAGAAGCCAUAUUCCUGUCCUGAGUGUGGGAAAUGUUUUUCAUACAAGUCCAAUCUUACACACACAUCAGAGAUCUCUCACACGGGGGAGAAGCCGUAUUCCUGUCCUGAGUGCGGGAAAUGUUUUUCACUGAAGUCCAAUCUUUACAGACAUCAGAGAUCUCACACGGGGGAGAAGCCAUAUUCCUGUCCUGAGUGUGGGAAAUGUUUUUUCAGACAAGUCCCAUCUUACAAACAUCAGAGAUCUCACACAGGGGAGAGAAGCCAUAUUCCUGUCCAGAGUGCAGGAAAUGUUUUUCAGACAAGUCCAUCUAUCUUCACAUCAGAGCUCUCACACAGGGGAGAAGGCAUAUUCCUGUCCUGA
Molecule: messenger RNA, 531 nt
Organism: Staurois parvus
Lineage: Eukaryota; Metazoa; Chordata; Amphibia; Anura; Ranidae
Source: the annotation of a GenBank genome assembly